Messenger RNA from Akanthomyces muscarius, 612 nucleotides. RefSeq lists its product as uncharacterized. NCBI's taxonomy places the organism in Eukaryota, Fungi, Ascomycota, Sordariomycetes, Hypocreales, Cordycipitaceae. The record is from RefSeq and is a predicted model, not a curated record. Gene Ontology annotation, biological process: mitochondrial translational termination. Bases 1 to 612 code for a protein of 203 amino acids. Gene Ontology annotation, cellular component: mitochondrial large ribosomal subunit. The transcript is spliced from 3 exons. Gene Ontology annotation, molecular function: translation release factor activity.
AUGCAGCGGACGAUAGCAUUCGCAUCACGCGUGGCCUACCAGUACGGCCGUCUUGCUCCGGCCUCGACGUUGAUAGCCUUGCCCACGGCGGCAUCCCGGAUAGGCUCCGUAAGAUCCAAACGUUACAGCGCCUUUGAAGCAGACCUCGACCAGGAUGCGCUCACCGCAGCGCGAAAAUGGCAUGCUUCCUUCAACGCGUCUCAGCUACCGAGCGGCAGCACAACAUAUGCUCGAUCUAGCGGCCCGGGCGGCCAGCAUGUCAACAAGACCGAGACGAAAGCCAUUUCUGUGUUCCCUGUCAAGGACAUCUUGGCCGUCAUCCCGCCCAUCCUUCACCCCAGUAUUCGCAUGUCACCGUAUUACACGGCUGGCAGCGACUCGCUCACAUUUCAAGCCCAGACGCAUAGAUCACGGACUGCGAACGCGGAUGAGAAUCGCCAAAAAUUAGCUGCCGUCAUUGCUGAGCUAUACGACGAAAAAGUGCCAGCGGAGACGGGCAGCGACAAACAUGCGAAAUACAAGGAGGUGACCAAACGAUUUCAUGAUUCCAGACUCAAGGACAAAAAGUUCAAGAGCUCUAAAAAGCAAUCUCGACGUGGGGGCGACAUGUAG